AUGUCGUCUGGUAAAUCGAAAGCGAUCGGCUUGACCAUCGGGAAUGCUAACACAUCGCGCCCCUCGCCGAUUAUACAAAUGAUCUCCCCAACCGGCAACUGCACCCAGGAUGUAUCGUUUGAGGCAUACAAGCAGCCGAAAAACAGAUCCAAACGGCGCAGCUUCUCACCGAUGGUGCACCAGUCCCGGAUACCAUCGCCGGAACUGUCACCGAUCGAGCUAAGCCAACCGUUCGGCAUUUCGACCCACUGCAACACACCGAAAGAUAAUGAACGUCUAAGCGUGGGGGGCAAGUCGUACCUGCUUGCCAAACAGAUCCGGACACAAAAGAAGCGUUCUCCGCAGGAGGAAGAAGCAUACGCCGUGACACCGUUGGCCAAGCGGGAGCUCGAACAUCGCAUCUGCGUCUCCAACAUACUGAAGGAUAUGAGUCUGUCGAAGUACAUACGCAUCUUCACCAAGGAGGAGAUCAACUUCGACGUGUUUCUAACGCUGUGCGAGAAGGAUCUGCACGAUAUCGGCAUCCACUGCCAGGAGGACAUCGAGAAGAUACUGGCCAAAAUUGCCGACUACAACAUGGGAGUGGAGGGCUAA
This is a messenger RNA of Anopheles marshallii, 594 nucleotides long. RefSeq lists its product as uncharacterized. The record is from RefSeq and is a predicted model, not a curated record. Lineage: Eukaryota; Metazoa; Arthropoda; Insecta; Diptera; Culicidae. The coding region runs from base 1 to 594 and encodes 197 amino acids. The transcript has 3 exons. Gene Ontology annotation, molecular function: protein binding.